Pogonomyrmex barbatus (red harvester ant) is the source of this 1642-nucleotide messenger RNA. RefSeq names its product hexosaminidase D. Gene Ontology annotation, molecular function: hexosaminidase activity. Gene Ontology annotation, biological process: carbohydrate metabolic process. Lineage: Eukaryota; Metazoa; Arthropoda; Insecta; Hymenoptera; Formicidae. The record is from RefSeq and is a predicted model, not a curated record.
UUUCAACCAAUGAUGAAUGGAACGGAGAAAAAAUGGACGCGUUGACGUUAGGCUCGCACAGAUUGGUCCAUCUUGACUUGAAAGGCGCACCGCCGCGGACCUGUUAUUUUGAAAAGCUCUUUCCAUUAUUGCGAACAUGGGGAGCUACUGGACUAUUGCUAGAAUGGGAAGAUACAUUUCCUUACAAUCGAGAACUCAGUCCAAUAGGAAGCAACGGUCCAAGCAGUUUAGCGAGUGGAUAUACUAUACAGGAGGCUAGACAUAUUUUGCAAAUAGCAGGUGAUUGUGGUUUGGCAGUUGUUCCAUUGGUACAAACUUUUGGUCAUAUGGAGUUUAUUUUGAAACACGAUGAAUGGAGAUUAUUGCGUGAGGUGGAAUCUUUUCCAAGUUCCAUCUGUCCAUCAAAUCCAAGAACUCUUCCAGUGGUGAAGUCGCUAAUACGUCAGAUUGUUAGCUUCCAUCCUGACAUACAGUAUUUGCAUAUAGGUUCUGAUGAAGUAUGGCACUUGGGUCUUUGUUCAGUCUGCACUAAGCGAGCUGCAGCCAGUAAAUAUGGCAAAUCAUCAUUAUAUCUUGAACACAUUCUAGCGAUAGCCCAAUAUAUUCAGGAAACCUAUCCAUACUUAAAGAUUAUUAUCUGGGAUGAUAUGCUGAGAUCAAUAGAUUUACAAAUUUUGAAUGAACAUUAUAUUGGCAAAUAUGUAGAGCCCAUGGUGUGGCAUUACAACCCUAGAGACAAUUUUGCACUACCUGAUGGAUUAUGGGAUAAGUAUAGUGCAGUCUUCCCCAAUAUUUGGGCAGCUACUGCAUUCAAAGGAGCUACUGGCUCUGCACAACAUAUACCUAUAAUUCGACAUCACAUAAGCAAUCAUGAAAAAUGGUUAGAAGAAUUGGGAGUUCAUGUGAAUAAGGUACACGAAUUUCGUGGUACAGCAUUCACCGGUUGGUCAAGAUAUGAUCAUUAUGCCACAAUGUGUGAAUUGCUGCCUACGGCAAUACCAUCAUUAGCUUUAUGUCUGAAGGUUUGGCUCUAUGGUUAUUCAGAGCAAACACAUACACAAGUUGCAAAGAGCUUGGGAUACAUUGAUCAUCCAUUGCACAUAACGCCACAACCAAGGCCAAUCCCGAUUCCUAGCAAUUUGCUCUUUCCUGGAUGGCAAAUAGCUGUGGGCAUGGAAUGGUUUCUCAACUUUAAAACAAAAUUUCACAAUAUUAUCGCUAGCGAUCAGAUUAUGACUUGGAUGAAUCCAUGGCAAGUGGCAAAUAAUUAUACAAAUCCCAUGCAACUGGAAAACUUGGUACCUACUUUUACAGAGUUAUUAUUAGAAUUAUCUUCUUUGGAGGGUUAUUUACGAGUUCAAAUGGAAGCAGUUUUUUUCUCGUCAAUGAUUGAAGAAUGGAUAGGUACCAACAUUCAACCAAUGAAAGUAAAGUUAGUAGAGCUGAAACAAACCACGGAAAAUCAAUUGAAAAUAAAUAGUCGCGUGUAAUAAUUUUUUCGCUUGAAAAAUCGGCGAAUUUUGGAUAACAUAUAUGAUUUUGAAACAAAGCAGUCAUAGUUAUUGAUGGAUAAUCAACAAUUUCUUGGAUGUAAAAUAAAAUUAUUUUUAUAUAUAGUACAUCAUUAUGUAUAAAAUGUCAA